Molecule: messenger RNA, 2478 nt
Organism: Carya illinoinensis
Lineage: Eukaryota; Viridiplantae; Streptophyta; Magnoliopsida; Fagales; Juglandaceae
Product: protein NRT1/ PTR FAMILY 6.3-like
Exons: 6
Coding region: 122-1912 (596 amino acids)
Biological process (GO): oligopeptide transport; response to nitrate; transmembrane transport
Cellular component (GO): membrane
Molecular function (GO): nitrate transmembrane transporter activity
Source: RefSeq, a predicted model, not a curated record
CACCAAUUGAGCCACGAAUUCAAGUUUCCCAUCCAAUUCGGUGCCCCCACCAAUUAGUAAAAGCCUUAAUUAAACUAGAGCUCCUACAGGCUACAGGCGCGCACAAACCAGAGCGCGAAGGAUGAGUCCUGCCCUGCCUCAUACACAAGGGCAAACCCUCCCAGAUGCCUGGGACUACAAAGGCCGUCCGGUCGAGAGAUCUAAAACCGGUGGUUGGAUCGCUGCCGCCAUGAUUUUAGGUGGGGAGGCAAUGGAAAGGUUAACGACGCUGGGUAUUGCCGUCAAUCUGGUGACUUAUUUGACUGGAACCAUGCAUUUGGGCAAUGCUACCUCCGCCAACACUGUCACCAACUUCUUGGGCACCUCUUUCAUUCUCUGUUUACUCGGCGGCUUUAUUGCCGACACCUUUCUUGGCAGGUAUCUCACGAUUGCCAUCUUCGCCACCGUUCAAGCAACUGGUGUCACAAUCUUGACAAUCUCGACCGUGAUUCCCAGCCUCCGUCCACCCAAAUGCGCCGCGGACACCGUUCCGCCCUGCAUCCCCGCAAGCGGCAUGCAACUAAAAGUUCUUUAUCUAGCGCUGUACCUCACCGCCCUCGGCACCGGUGGUGUAAAAUCGAGCGUGUCGGGCUUCGGUUCAGACCAGUUCGAUGACUCUGACAAAGAAGAAAGAGCCCAAAUGAGUAAAUUCUUUAAUUGGUUCUUCUUCUUUAUAAGCAUAGGCUCACUUCUGGCCGUAACCGUUCUUGUGUACAUCCAAGACAACCUUGGGAGAGAAUGGGGUUAUGGAAUAUGUGCGUGUGCCAUACUGCUUGGCCUGGUUGUGUUCUUGUCGGGCACGAGGCGGUACCGGUUCAAGAAGCUCGUCGGUAGCCCGCUUACGCAGAUUGCUGCGGUUUUUAUCGCUGCGUGGAGAAAGAGGCAUUUGGAGCUACCUUCGGAUAUGUCGUUGCUGUUCAACGUCGAGGACAUAAAAGACGAGGGACGGAGGAAAAAGAAGCAGAGUUUGCCCCAUACCAAGCAGUUCCGCUUCCUGGACAAGGCAGCAAUCAAGGACCAGGAAAUGUCUAGUAGUGGGAAUACCAGUACUGCAGUAAACAGAUGGUAUCUUUCAACCCUAACAGAUGUUGAAGAAGUGAAAUUGAUCGUCAGAAUGUUACCCAUAUGGGCCACCACUAUCAUGUUUUGGACGAUCUAUGCUCAAAUGUCCACAUUCUCAGUCUCUCAAGCAACCACCAUGGAUCGCCAUAUCGGCUCGUUUCAAAUCCCCGCAGCUUCCCUAACAGUCUUCUUCGUCGGUAGCAUUCUCUUGACUGUCCCAAUUUACGACCGAAUCAUUGCUCCCAUUGCAGGGAAAGUGCUUAAAAACCCACAAGGUUUAACCCCAUUGCAACGCAUAGGGGUUGGUCUCGUUUUCUCAAUUUUUGCAAUGGUGGCAGCAGCACUCACUGAACUAAAGCGUUUGCGAGCCGCAAGAUCAUAUGGUUUGACGGAAAAUCCAACCGCAGAGAUCCCAUUAAGUGUGUUUUGGCUGGUUCCACAGUUUUUCUUUGUGGGAUCUGGGGAGGCCUUUACGUAUAUAGGGCAGCUAGAUUUCUUCCUGAGGGAGUGUCCAAAAGGGAUGAAGACAAUGAGCACAGGACUCUUUUUGAGCACACUUUCGCUAGGGUUUUUCGUUAGCUCUGUACUGGUUAGUAUCGUGCACAAGGUGACAGGGAAAAGGAGGCCGUGGCUAGCGAAUAAUCUCAACCAAGGGAAGCUUUACGAUUUUUACUGGCUUUUGGCAAUCUUGAGUGCUUUGAAUUUGGUCCUAUAUUUGGUUUGUUCUAAGUGGUAUGUGUACAAGGACAAGAGGCUUGCGGACGAGGGUAUAGAGUUGGAGGAAGUGGCCGAGCCUACGUGCCAUGCAUAACGGUUUGAUCUCUCUGAUCUUUUCAUUUUAUCUUGCACGGUACGUAGCGCGGCCAGUCCAUUCGAUCUACCGUCAACGUGCCUGUAAUUAAUAUAUAUGUGUACAAAAAGAUCAAGAAUGGAAAGUACGUAGCAAGAAUCUCGGCAAGAUAUAAUCCCUCCCUUCAUGUAUUACAAUUUGGGUGGCUUUUGGUCUGAGGCCGGCCAGGGAGGGCUUCUGUCUGAGGAAACCGUUUGGUCGAGCUGAGCUUCUGAGAGGGAGACAUGAAUUUUGGGCGAGCGAACGGCGGGAGACUUCUCCCAAAAGCUUCUGAUAGUUUUUGGAUCUCGGGCCAGAGGAAAUGCAGAAGGCAGAGGUCGAGCAGAAGGUAGAGGAGGAGAAAAAUAAAUAAAUAAAUAAAGCCUUGUGGGCACUUGGAUAGUGAAAGAGUAGUAGUGGGUAGGAAGUAUAUCGUUACCCUAUCAGGAAAAAUACCAUAUAGUAUUACAAAUAUAUAAAAAUAAUAUUAUAUAUGGUACAAAUAUAUGUUUAAUAGAGAGAUGAUAUUUGAAGUUGUAGUUGUGCAA